Otolemur garnettii (small-eared galago) is the source of this 2505-nucleotide messenger RNA. RefSeq names its product plastin 1 (gene PLS1). The transcript has 14 exons. The coding region runs from base 499 to 2154 and encodes 551 amino acids. Gene Ontology annotation, cellular component: actin filament; cytoplasm; actin filament bundle. Gene Ontology annotation, molecular function: actin filament binding. The record is from RefSeq and is a predicted model, not a curated record. NCBI's taxonomy places the organism in Eukaryota, Metazoa, Chordata, Mammalia, Primates, Galagidae. Gene Ontology annotation, biological process: actin filament network formation; actin filament bundle assembly.
AUCUGAGACUGCUUCAUGCUUAGUUCUUUGAAAUUUAGUCAUAUGCUAAAAUUGGGGUUUUCUAUCUAUCAGAGCAAUGGCUAUACUGUACACUUAAAAUAUAUACACUGGCCCUAAGUCUAUGGGGAUAAACUCUAUUUAAAAAUGAGUUUCUUAAUAAAGCAUAUAGCACACUUCGUACAGUUCAGGUGCAGGAAAAAAGGUUACUGCCACUUGUGAAAUAAACAUGAAAGAUUCUGCAUGCCUGUGAAUCCCCCAAAUGGCCUUCCGAGUAUACACCUUAAGUAAAAAGUACAAAUGAUAUUUGGUAGCUCAUAAUAUAUCUCUACAGAUAUUGACAACAGUGGAUAUGUCAGUGACUAUGAACUACAAGACCUGUUUAAAGAAGCAAGCCUUCCUCUUCCUGGCUACAAGGUGCGCGAGAUUGUGGAGAAAAUCCUAGCAGUUGCCGACAACAAUAAAGAUGGAAAAAUCAGUUUUGAAGAGUUUGUGUCACUAAUGCAAGAGUUAAAAAGCAAAGAUAUCAGCAAAACAUUCCGAAAAAUAAUUAACAAGAGGGAAGGGAUUACUGCUAUUGGAGGAACUUCAUCUAUUUCCAGUGAGGGUACACAGCAUUCUUAUUCAGAGGAAGAAAAAGUAGCUUUUGUUAACUGGAUAAACAAAGCUCUGGAAAAUGACCCUGAUUGUAAGCAUCUUCUACCCAUGAAUCCCAGUGAUGGCAGCCUUUUCAAGUCACUUGCAGAUGGCAUCCUUCUUUGCAAAAUGAUUAAUUUAUCAGAGCCAGAUACAAUUGAUGAAAGAGCCAUUAAUAAGAAAAAGCUUACCCCUUUCACUAUUUCUGAAAAUUUAAACCUAGCCCUGAAUUCUGCCUCAGCAAUUGGUUGUACAGUGGUCAACAUUGGUGCACAGGAUCUAAAAGAAGGAAAGCCUCACUUGGUCUUGGGACUUCUGUGGCAGAUCAUCAAAGUUGGACUUUUUGCUGAUAUUGAGAUUUCCAGAAAUGAAGCUUUAAUCGCAUUGCUAAAUGAAGGUGAGGAACUAGAAGAGCUGAUGAAGCUUUCUCCUGAGGAGUUACUAUUGCGAUGGGUGAACUACCAUCUGACCAAUGCAGGAUGGCGUACCAUCAACAACUUCAGCCAAGACAUUAAGGAUUCGAGAGCCUAUUUUCAUCUGCUUAAUCAGAUUGCCCCUAAAGGGGACCGGGGAGAUGGACCUGCCAUUCCCAUUGACCUUUCAGGAUUUAAUGAGAAAAAUGACCUGAAGCGUGCUGGAUUCAUGCUUCAAGAAGCAGAUAAACUGGGCUGCAGACAGUUUGUUACUCCUGCAGAUGUGGUUUCAGGGAAUCCUAAACUUAAUUUAGCUUUUGUAGCUAAUCUGUUUAACACGUACCCAUGCCUACACAAGCCUGAUAAUAAUGACAUCGAUAUGAAUUUAUUGGAAGGAGAGAGUAAGGAAGAGAGGACAUUUCGGAACUGGAUGAAUUCCUUGGGGGUCAACCCAUAUAUUAAUCAUUUAUACAGUGACCUUGCAGAUGCUUUAGUGAUCUUUCAGCUCUAUGAAAUGAUCCGAGUCCCAGUCAACUGGAGCCAUGUCAACAAACCUCCUUAUCCCGCUCUUGGAGGGAACAUGAAGAAGAUUGAAAACUGUAACUAUGCAGUGGAACUUGGGAAGAAUAAGGCCAAAUUCUCCUUGGUUGGCAUUGCUGGGCAAGACCUAAAUGAAGGAAACGCAACACUUACUCUGGCAUUGGUAUGGCAGCUGAUGAGAAGGUACACAUUGAAUGUGUUAUCAGAUCUUGGAGAGGGUGAAAAAGUAAAUGAUGAGAUUAUUAUUAAAUGGGUCAAUCAGACUCUUAAAAGUGCAAACAAAAAUACUUCUAUUUCCAGCUUCAAGGAUAAAUCUAUUAGCACUAGUUUACCUGUCCUAGAUUUAAUAGAUGCCAUUGCACCAAAUGCAGUUCGUCAAGAAAUGAUCAAAAGAGAAGAUUUAUCUGACGAGGACAAGCUGAACAAUGCUAAAUAUGCCAUUUCAGUUGCUCGAAAGAUUGGUGCCCGGAUAUAUGCGUUACCUGAUGACCUCGUAGAAGUGAAACCAAAGAUGGUUAUGACCGUGUUUGCUUGCUUAAUGGGAAAAGGACUGAACCGAAUAAAAUAAUGACACAUUUAAUAUGAUUUUCUGCCACAUUAAACACAUUGAAUGCCUCACAGUUUACAGAAUUCUGAAAUGUAGUGGGUGUAAAACCAGAGAUUAUUUGUAUGUUAAAAAUAGUUAUAUAUUCAUUAAUGAAUUCAGUAUCUUGUUCAUACUAGUCAGAAUUUGUCAACUUUUUUGGGUAACAGUUAAUUUACCAAUCAAUACUGAUAAUCGAAUAUGUUUACUAUCAAACUAAUAUUUCAUGAUUAAAUUAUUUUUGUUUCCUGAAAGUCUUAUUUAAACAAGACUAAUUCAUUCUUUUCAUGGUUCAAAAAAGAUCAAUAUAAAGUUUUUUCAGGUUAUGCUGUGAAA